Botrytis porri is the source of this 1431-nucleotide messenger RNA. RefSeq lists its product as uncharacterized. The record is from RefSeq and is a predicted model, not a curated record. The transcript has a single exon. Bases 1 to 1431 code for a protein of 476 amino acids. Lineage: Eukaryota; Fungi; Ascomycota; Leotiomycetes; Helotiales; Sclerotiniaceae.
AUGUCUGGUUCAUUCCCUGUCGAUUUUGCUGCCAGCCAAUUCACAUUCAACAUGACAGCACUCACUACCAACCAGACCAGCGCUCCAGACCAAGUCGCUGCACCUGCACAGUCGCCUCUAAGAUUAGCCGAUCCCCUUUCUACCAGGCUUAGAAAUUUGCAGUUGGAUCCAGAGCAACAUGCACAGUCGGUUGUGAGCAAUUUGGGGGAUUUGGAAUUGAUUAGCUCUCACGAUGCUAAUGAAUUUGACGACGACUUCGAAGAAGCCUGGGAGGAGCAAACUCCCGACAUCAACGAUGAGAGCACCUCCCAACAAGGCCCUCCCCUGCCGGAUAUCCAACUUGCAAUGCAGCAAGGUAUGAGAGUGAGAUGCAUCAAGUGCAGAAUCUCAAACACAUGCAAGGUAUCGCAAGUUUGGUUGCCCAAUCCGAGCCAGCCAGAACUUGUUGCACCCAAUUCGGCCAACAAAAAAAGCCAUUUGCACAUUGCCGCGUGUGGAAAGUGCUCUUUUGGGACUUGUUUGGGUUGUGGUGUAGCUCCCCACUUGAAGGAGUGCACCUUUUCAGAUACUCGGGCGGCUUGGGAGGCCUUGUGCGCUGUCGAUGAUGCUGUUCUUAACUUCCGUCAUGAGUCGCCAAAUCUCUCAGUGACUCAUGAAUACAGAGAAGUUCUCCCUGCCCUCUUGCACUGCCUAACGACCCUCAACACAACGGUUGCUAGGAACGGAGCACACACUUUCGGAUUCGACCAACUUCUCCGAAAGAGUAUGCUCCUGGAUAUAGUUGCGGAUUUCAUGAGAGAUAUGACAACACAGAACAUGGAACUGACUCCACUCCUGGUUCAGAUGUUGGAGUUCUUACACAUGUUGGCUGAAAAUGGCAAAACUAGAAACUUGUUCUUCGAAAAGCGACAAGUUUUAAAGGCAGCAUCACCGGGUCUCCAAACAUUGGCCUUUCCUCUUGUUCUUCUUCCUGUCCAGCAAGUCUCUACAUUCAACUGGAACGAUGACGAAGCCAGAACCUACGCCCUUUGGCCAAUAUUGCAAAGGUGCCUCAAGGUCGCACAGCAAUACAUGCAUGCAAAUGACGGUGAUGUUUGGUCUGCGGCUCUGGUUUCUCUGGUUCAGAGAAUUCCUGAUGUGUAUGCAUUGGUGGCAAGCUCGGUGCCACCAAAGCCCCUCAAGUUAACAUACACACAUUACACUCAGCAUGAGUGGGGAUACGCGAUCGGCUUAAAGGAACUGUUCUCGGUUGCUGUAGCCAAGAAUUCGGAAGCCAAGAAGGCUGCUGCCACCGACGAGAAUGCCAGCAAGAUAGAAAUUGACCCACCUCUGAAGAAGCGUGGUCGUGGUCGUGCUCGGGCGGAGGCUCAGGGAGUCGAUGAGGAUGAGGCCGGCAGGGCAGGAAAGAGAAGAACUGCUGGCAAGAGAUAG